ACAUUUCCUUUUUGUGCAGCCAAUUUACGGAGAUUGGGAUGAGUACCGCCUGACUUACCAUACAUACCGGGGAGAUCUAGAAUAUGUCAAGUUCCGUGAGGAGAUAUCAGCAAAAAUUAAGUGGAUUGAAGACGAAGCAGCACUCUUUGGGGAUCAGCGGAUGAGAAACGAGCUAGUGGCUCUCUUUCAAUCAUUGAAGAUUGCACUGCAGUUUCGUAAUAUUCCUGGACGUUCAGUUAUGUCUGGCUUCAGAGAGCAUAUAAAUAACCUUCGGUUUGACUUCAAAGACAGGAGGGACUUGGUUGGUCUCUAUCUUGAGUUAUGGAAACGGGUUGCUAAGAAUAAGGUGAAUUUCGGUGAGGCUUUGAGGCAAUUGUAUAAAGAGGACAUUUUCCCCUCCCGCAAGGCUUUGAUCAAAUUUGCGCUGGAUAGCUGUCCAGACACAAGUUUGGUAAAAUAUAACUAUGAUACCUACGUGGAUGGCAUUGAUGAGAAGCUUCCGGAAGACGAAGCUCAUCCCUUGAUCAUGGAGGCCGUUAAGAAAAUGUUUAAGAAACGGAAGAGCUAUUUGGAUUACACCAGAAAGAAGUUGGAAAUCGCAGCGCGCAUUGGGUUGAUUCCCACAGCAGCCUAG
Triticum aestivum (bread wheat) is the source of this 634-nucleotide messenger RNA. RefSeq lists its product as uncharacterized. Bases 161 to 634 code for a protein of 157 amino acids. The record is from RefSeq and is a predicted model, not a curated record. Lineage: Eukaryota; Viridiplantae; Streptophyta; Magnoliopsida; Poales; Poaceae. The transcript has 9 exons.